UUUCACUCUCUCUGAAUGACUGCAGGACUGAAGACUGUAAUGGAUCAUCUGGACAAGAAAAUGAACCUGCUACUUAUUUACACCUUGUACAUGAUUACAGCAGCUCGAGUUGGCUGUAAACAACAAACAGUGACUGGAUAUGAAGGAGGAAGUGUGAUUAUAAAUUUUGGUUAUAAUGCUCAGUACAUCAAUCACACAAAAUCCUGCAGUAAGUUAGAAGGACAGAAUGGCCAGAACAACAAUUGUCAGGAAAAGAAAUGCGAUCUUGAAGGAAAAUACUUUGCAGUGGACGACACAUCGACCAAAACUUACAGCAUGAUGAUUAGAAAUUUAAGCAUGGAGGAUGAAGGAACGUACACAUGUGGAGUGAAAAACCAAAGUAAAGUAAACAAGUAUAUCGUGAGACUGGUUAUAAAAGAGCUUGCAGUUGUUUCGGGUCACUAUUAUAAAGAGUCACGAACAGUUCAUCCUGGAGCUGUUGUUACCUUCAACUGUACUUAUCCAAAAAACCUUGAUGGCAUAAAAAGUGUGUACAAAGUGACCAGUCAGGGCAUCUACCCCAUCACAUUCACUAAUUUAGACCAUGAGAUGUAUGAUAUUCAUGUCUCCGUUAGCGACAGAGUCAUCAAUGUGAGCAUCAGCAAUGUGACGGUGAAAGAUGAAGGACUUUAUCUGUGUGGAAUAACAAUAAUGAUAAAUAAUUAUUCUUCCUAUGCAUCCAUCUUCUGUGAAAUGCAACUUCACGUAACUGACCUUGCUGGACAACAUACAGAACCUGCAAGCACACCCUCUCCAGGAUCUUCAAACAUCUUCAUCACUGUGUAUGUCAUUGUGGCUCUGCUGCUGAUCAUAGGAGUUGUGAUGAUCUUCUACAAACGAUGUUCCAGGAAGGUGAAAGGAGAUUCCUCGCCAGUCGAUGGAGGAAACCCAGUGACCGAAGAGAAUGCCUGUUAUGCCUAUUAUGAGGAACCUAAAGACACACUAGUUGCUGCUGUCUAUGCCAUGGCCCAAAAUCCACAAACUCAUCCCACCUGUCUAAAGAUGUCUGCAGCUUCAUCUCCAAACACCGAUGAUUUUUACAGCAUGGCUGAACUUCCUAAAAUAGAAAUAAACUCCUACGAUUUACCCACUCACCCCUGCAAUUAUUUAAGUACCCCCUCCAAUUUACCAAUUAACUCCUCCGAUUUACCCACUAACUUAUCUGAUUAGUUCACUAACCCCUCCAAUUUACCCUUUAACCCCUCAGAUUUAUAAUCUAACCCCUCCGGUUUGCCCAAUAAACCCUCCGGUAUACUCACUAACCCCUCUAAUGUGCCCCUCAGAUUUAUAAUCUAACCCCUCCGAUUUACCCACCAACCCCUCCGGUUUACCCAAUAAACCCUCCGGUAUACUCAAUAACCCCUCUGAUGUACCCUCUAACCCCUCAGAUUUACAAUCCAACCCUUCCGAUUUACCCAAUAAACCCUCUGGUAUACCCACUUACCCCUCUGAUUUACCCACUAAACCCUCUGGUAUACCUACUUACUCCUCUGAUUUACCCACUAAACCCUCUGAUUUACCCACUAACCCCUCCUGUUUACCCAAUAAACCCUCCGGUAUACCUACUAACCCCUGAUUUACCCACUAAACCCUGUGGUUUACCCACUAACCGCUCCAAUUUACCUAAUAAACCCUUCGGUAUACCCAUUUACCCCUCCUAAACGUUCCGGUUUACUCACUAACUCCUCCUGUUUACCCACUAAACCCUCUGAUUUACCCAAUAAACACUUUGUUUUACCCACUAAAACCUCAGAUUUACCCACUAAACCCUCAGCAACUAAAUACUCUUAUUUACACACUAAUCACUCUCAUUUAUCAUCUUAUUUAUCCACUAAUUUUUGAAUUGUCAGAGGAUGUGGGUGAAGAAUCGAGUUUGUUGUGGUUUUCUGUCUGAUCAAAGUAAAUGACAAAUGUUGCAUGAAUGGUACAGGAUAUUCUACAACGUGUUUAAAAAUCCUAAAGCAAGAAUAUUAGCAUAUUGUUUAAAAACACGACCUUAGAGAAGUUGUAGCAGCGUCGCACAACUGCUUACCUGCUUCACAUAAAACUGACAAUAAAACAUGGAAGUUUUAUGAUUCCGCUAUCUCAAUUUUUAUGCUCCAUCUAUCAC
Molecule: messenger RNA, 2149 nt
Organism: Silurus meridionalis
Lineage: Eukaryota; Metazoa; Chordata; Actinopteri; Siluriformes; Siluridae
Exons: 7
Coding region: 16-1209 (397 amino acids)
Source: RefSeq, a predicted model, not a curated record